This is a messenger RNA of Lachancea nothofagi CBS 11611, 1326 nucleotides long. The record is from the annotation of a GenBank genome assembly. Lineage: Eukaryota; Fungi; Ascomycota; Saccharomycetes; Saccharomycetales; Saccharomycetaceae.
AUGGACACGUUACUGCACAAUCUCCCAUUUUAUUCACACGUUAGGCAGACCAGGCCGUUAGAAUCGUUGAAAUUUGGUGGAAAACUGGAUCUAAUCGAACUAAUUAACCGAUUCAGUCCCGAGUUCAAUGACGGUGCUUUAUCAUUGUUCCAUCCGCUUUACUUCAAUGGCCAUCUGCAGACCGUUUGUGCUGCGGUAAAGACGUUUGAGGACGUCGACCAGGUCUACUACAAACGCAUGGUUGUCAACUGCAGCGAUGGGGGUGAGGCUACUGCUGAUUUCAGAGUGAGUCCAUGGGGCUCAGAUCUACCGGAACCAGACUAUGUUCCUCCAAAUCAGACCAAGCAACUCUUGCCACGGUACCGAUACUUUUCACCUGAUGAACUAAAGAAUCUCGGCGCUGCCGAUUCGAAGCCCUUGCUCAUUGUUCUACAUGGACUCACAGGUGGGUCUCAUGAAGCAUAUGUACGUAGUCUGGUAAACAGGAUCACGAGUGAAUACGAAUUCGAGGCAUGUGUCUUAAAUUCUCGUGGUUGUAGUCAAUCAAGUAUCACCACCCCGCAAUUGUACAAUGGUGCGUGGACGGACGAUACCCGUGAUUUCGUUAAAAAGCUACGCGAGCUCUUCCCACACCGCAAGUUUUACCUGGUUGGUUUUUCACUAGGUGCUUCAAUUGCCGCCAAUUACCUGGGUCAAGAAGGCGAAGACUCGCAAAUCGAAUGUGCUGCAAUUUUAGGAAACCCAUGGGAUCUGUGCAAUGCCUCUUACUACAUGAACCGCACCCUUUUAGGACGCCAACUGUACGGAACUCAUUUUUCUCAGAGCUUAGUCAAGAUGGUGAAGGAUAACUUGGACGUGCUGAAGAGAGAUCCAUACAUGGCCAAGCUAUACGCCGAAAAGCUGGAAACUGUCAAGACUGUGGAAGAAUUUGAUAACUGGUUUACCUCACGAAUGUUCGGCUUCAACUCAUCUUAUGAAUACUACCGCUAUGGUACCAGCUCUAAUAGGGUCCCUCAAAUUCGGACUCCAAUGUUAGUCAUAAGCGCAACAGAUGACCCUAUUGUUGGACAGGAGUCGCUACCCAAACGCGAGAUCGAAGGAAAUCCUUUUACACUACUGAUAGAAACCAGCAAAGGCGGACACAUUGCGUGGUUUGACUCCAAGGGCGAGCGUUGGCAUCAAGAUCCACUUUGCAGGUUUUUCAAUGCAUUUCACAAUGAAAUUUGCGCCAAAGGAUUGAAAGCAGAUACUCAUUCUGUGACGCUACCUCAUAGAAACAAAUUCGUCGGCGAUAGACUUGUCAAUGCCACUGUGAGAGACUAUUAA